Molecule: messenger RNA, 817 nt
Organism: Camelina sativa (false flax)
Lineage: Eukaryota; Viridiplantae; Streptophyta; Magnoliopsida; Brassicales; Brassicaceae
Biological process (GO): DNA replication
Cellular component (GO): replication fork
Source: RefSeq, a predicted model, not a curated record
AGGAAUAAAAUCUUAAUAAUUUAACAAUAUCAUACGAAAUCUCCGAUAUCGUAUUCUUUAACUAAAGAAAAAAAAUCUUCAAGAAAAUCUUACUUUGUAUAUAAGUAAUGCUAAUCGACUUUCAUUACAUAUAUUCAUGAAUGAAGAGGAUCCAACAUUUUUUCACGGAAUAGCUAUUUUAUGUCCAACAAAUGAGGAUGUCAACUCAGACAAUGAACGAAUGCUAUCAAUGUUGAAUGGUGAUGAAAGAGUAUAUUUAAGCUCAGAUAGUAUUGAUCCUUCCGACAAGAGUUCUACAAAUAAUCCAGUUUACUAUCCAGAUUUUUUGAAUGGUAUAAAAGUUUCUGGGUUGCCUAACCAUUGUUUGCGACUAAAAAUAGGUUGUCCGCUAAUGUUGAUUAGGAACAUUGACCCAUCUAAAGGGCUAUGCAACGGAACAAGGCUACAGAUCACUCAAAUGGCAGAUCAUGUGAUUGAAGCUAGGGUUAUUACAGGUAAUAGAGUUGGAAAGAUAGUUCUUAUUCCUAGGAUGCUAAUCACGCCAUCAGAUGCCAUAUUGCCAUUUAAAAUGAGGCGUAGGCAAUUUCCUUUAGCUGCGGCUUUUGCUAUGACUAUCAACAAGAGUCAAGGGCAGACACUACAACGUGUGGGAAUUUUUCUACCUAGACCAGUUUUCUUACAUGGUCAAUUGUAUGUCGCCAUGUCUAGAGUUCAAAGUAAAACUGGUUUGAAGAUUCUCAUUACCGACAUAGAAGGACGACCACAUCAAACAACAAAGAAUGUUGUUUUUAAAGAAGUCUUCCAAAAUCUUUACUAG